CCUCUCCUCCCCCUCCGCCCAUGGCGGCGCCGCCGCCCUCCGCCGCCUCCGCCGCCGCCGGAGGUGGGUUUCCGACACCCCUGUCGCCGCCGUACCCGGCGGUGUCGAAGGAGGUGGAGCUGCGGCGGGCCAUGUCGGCGGCGGCGCGCUCCGGCGCCUGCGCCGCCGCCGAGGUCGUGUUCGAGGACGAGUGGCUCGUCGUCGCCAACAAGCCCUCCGGGAUCUACUGCGAGACCCUCCUCUCCAUCCUCGCCGAUCCUCGCGGGGCUGCCACAAACCAAUCUAACCUUCAUCUAGCCAACCGGCUAGAUCGCGACACGAGUGGGCUCAUGGUGAUAACCAAAUGCAACAAGGUAGCCGCGAAGUUAGUGAAGGCGUUCACCGAUCACAAGGUGAAGAAAACAUAUUUAGCUCUUUGCGUCGGUAAUGCACCGAAGUGGGAAAAGAUUAAGAUAAGCUCCGGUCAUGGAAGAUCGAAAUUUGGGGCUUUUCGUGUGUACUCCGCAAAAGAUGUCGGUCGAACGCUUCCGGGUGGUUCUCUUGCGAAGCAUAUGACAACGUCCUUUGAAGUACUGGGCAUUAAUGGUAGAGGAAAGUUUAGGGAGCGGAGUGAUAUUGAAAAGGGGGAGAUUGAGUCAAUUAUAGUGCAAGAGAAGGGUGUUGAGAUCAUUGAAAGUGAUGAUGAGAAGAAGGAUGAGAUCUUGGUCAGAGCUUAUCCUCAAAGUGGGAGGACGCAUCAAAUUCGGCUACAUUGCCAAUAUUUGGGAAUGCCGAUUAAAGGAGAUGUAAAGUAUGGUGGGGUUUAUGAAUGGAAGGGUGAGACUUGUGAUGCUCAUGCAUUGCAUGCAGAGAGCUUGUCGUUCAUGCAUCCUAUCACCAGUUUGCCGCUUCUAUUUCAGGCACCUCUUCCUUUGUGGGCAAGUGAGUUAACUAAAGGAAUCUCUCAUGAUUUAUAAAAAAAAGAUUUUCUUCCAGAUUGUUUAAGCAGUGACGAGGAUGAUUGAUUUUGUGAAGGAGUUCUAUUUAUCGAGUGAAGUGGUGUUGUGACAGUUGAAGCCAUGUUGAAUUUUAAGAAUAUGGUUUCAGCAGUGAAAAUUCCCACAAAGAAGCAGCUGGAGUAAGUACCAUUCUUCCGGCACACAAGUUUUAUGCCAGUUGUCAAUCUAUCUGAACAAACCAUUCUACUUUUUCCAGGUUUCGGUCUUGCUACUUGUCUGUUUAGUCGAGGAAUGUAAUUUUUCCAUUAUUUCUGUGAUGCUCAAUGAGAACUUCCAGUGUAGCUCUAUAGCAGUUUUUUAUAUCAAACUUAUGCAUAUUUCCCUAUCAAUUACAAUGUAUAUCUAAUAUCAAUUAAGGUUCAUUAUAUUGCACCUUCAGUAUUUCAAUGAGAUCAGCAAA
Ananas comosus (pineapple) is the source of this 1398-nucleotide messenger RNA. Its product is annotated as RNA pseudouridine synthase 1. Gene Ontology annotation, molecular function: RNA binding; pseudouridine synthase activity. Gene Ontology annotation, biological process: pseudouridine synthesis. The transcript is spliced from 2 exons. The record is from RefSeq and is a predicted model, not a curated record. Bases 21 to 956 code for a protein of 311 amino acids. NCBI's taxonomy places the organism in Eukaryota, Viridiplantae, Streptophyta, Magnoliopsida, Poales, Bromeliaceae.